AAAGGAUACCAAAAAGAAAAAAGAAGUAACACACAAAAGCAAAGAUUAACGACGAAAGAAAGGAAAUGGAUCUUGAAACAAGAGAAAUGCACGAUGGAAGGAAAGGAUACCAAAAAGAAAAAAGAAGUAACACACAAAAGCAAAGGUACGAAUACAAGAAAGAAGCUACGAUAAUUGUGGAUGUAAGUAACCUGCAAGAAGUUACGGCAACCGAAAUAAUAAAAGCAAUAAACGAAGAGAUUGGUUUUGGAAAGCUGCUGGCCGUCAGAUACAGACAAAACAAAGAAUUCGAGGCGACACUACAAACUGAAGAAGAUUGUCUAAAACUACUGGAUGGAUUAAUGAUAAAAGGAAGAUUAUGUGACAUAAGAAGACUUUGUUGCAGUGAAAUGACUGUAUCCUUUUUAAAUUUACCGGCAUACUUGGAAGACAAGAUUAUUUUAGAUAAACUUUUAGCAUGGGGAGUAACACCAAGUCUACCAAUAAGGAGAAGAUUUUAUCCGGGAACAACAAUAGCGGAUGGGACUCGGUUUUUAAAAGUUAAAUUCCCCAAAGAAAUAACAUCACUACCAUACAGCACAAAAAUUGAAACGGCGGAGGGAUUACAAUAUUUCAGAGUGAUACAUGAUGGACAGAUAAGACUAUGCAGAUUGUGUGCAGGAACAGGACACCUAAUAAAAGACUGUCCAAAUCUAGUGUGUCGGGAAUGUAUGGAGCAAGGGCAUUUUGCUAAAUACUGUAAAGCAAUUAAAUGUCCAGACUGUAACCAUGCCCUAAUAAGCUGUACAUGUACGGAUGAAGAAGAAAUAGAGAAAGAAAAAGAACAAGAGAACGGGGAAGGAAAAGAACACAACAUUCAGCACAGAAAAACAGAAGAGGAGAGCAAUAACGAAAGAUUGACAACGCAAGAAGAAGAGGAGAAACUACAUAAUCAGGAGGACAACAAAGGAAAAGAUGAGUACACCAGUGCUCAAAAAAUACAAGAAAUGGACACAGAACAACAAACAGAUCCUAUGACAGACAACUGCGCGGAAAGAGAGGUGGAAGAAGAAAGAAUGGACAUGGACAAUACAAAUGAGACUGAAAACAAAGAUACAGAAAAGGAGAGAAGUAAAAAGCAACAGAACAAAGGAGCCGAAGGGACUAAAAGGAAAGUAAAAUUUCAACCAAAUCUUGCCGGUGCGCUGGAAAAACAAAGAAAAAGAAGAGAGACUUCAAAAGACAAAUGGUUAGAAAGAACCGGUAUGUUCGAUAUUUUAACUGAAGAACUAUUAGAAUAAUACAAUGAACAAAAUAAUUUUAUCUUUUUUAUUCUUUCCGUUUUUAAUGAGUACCCUUUUUAUAACAUCGAUAAACACAAGGGGUCUCUCAGAUUAUACAAAUUUUAAAAGACUUUUACAUAUAACAGAAAAAACAGAUAUAUUAUGUAUACAAGAAACAUUCUGGGACAAUAAAACAGCAAACAGUUUAAGUAAAGAAUGGAACGGUAUUUUUAUACAUAAUAGUCAAGACAAUAAAAGAGGAGGGGUAGCUAUUUUAAUUAAAAAAGAUAUUUUAGAAAAUGUCAAGACAAUAUACGCAGAUGAAAAGGGACGAGUUUUAGCCAUAACGGCAGAAUAUAAAGAUAGACAAAUCAACAUAUGUACAAUACACGCACCAAACAAUGUUAAUGAAAAAGAAAGCUUUUUUAAAAAACUUAGUUUACUAAUGGAAAAAUGGAAAGAAACGAUAUUAAUAGGGGAUUUUAAUACGGUUUUAAAUAAACUGGACAUAAAUGAGCAAAUGGUGUUUAGAUCGGAUACAGGAAGAGAACAGUUAAGAGCGUUAAUGAUAAAACAUAGUCUAGAAGACAUAUGGAGACAAAAGAAUAAAGAAGAAAGAAUAUACUCCAGAGAAGAAUGGUACCUAGAUAAACGAAAACAAAGCAGAAUAGAUUUUGUGUUAGUUCCCAACAAUAUGAAGCAAUAUAUAGAAAAAGUGGAAUAUGGAAAAUAUAAUUUUAGUGAUCACAAUUUUAUAAACAUAAAAAUAGAUUUUAAUGAAAUGAUAAGAGGACCGGGAGUAUGGAUUUUUAAUGCAGAUCAUCUAAAAGAUGAGAUUUUUAAAACAGAAAUAAAAAACAUAAUCGAAAAUAGCAAAACAGAUGUUUUAUAUGAUAAAGAAAUUCUAGUAUGGUGGGAUAACAUAAAAUAUGAUAUUAAAAAAUAUACAAUAAAAUACGGAACUAAAAUCAAACGAAUCAAAAGACAACUAGAAAACUGGAAAAAAGAAAAGUUAGAAAAAGAACUUAAAAAAGUAGAAAGCGGAAGAGGAGACAUAAAAGAAAUCUUAAAACUAGAAGAAAAAAUAAAAAAAUUAGAAGAGGAAAGAUACAAAGGGGCAAUGAUUAGAAGUAAAGCAGAAUAUAUGUUAAAAGGGGAGAGAUGCACAAAAUAUUUUUUUGAGCUAGAGAAAGCACGGCAAAAAACAGACGAAAUAAAAGCAUUAAAAACAGAAAAUGGAGAAGAGAUCAAAACAACAGAGGGAAUUUUAAAAGAAAUACAUAGAUUUUAUACACACCUAUUCAAAAAAACAGAGAUAGAUGAAAAAGGAAAAGAAUUUUUAUUAACACAAAUCAAAACAAAAAUACAGGAAGAAGACAAAAAGAUGUGUGAUCAAAAAAUUGAGGAAAAAGAGAUAGAAGAAGCGAUGAACAGAAUGGAAAAUAAAAAAAGUCCAGGUCUAGAUGGGUUAACAAUAGAAUUUUAUAAAACUUUUAAAGACAUUUUAGUGCCAAUUUUAUCUAAAUUAUUCAAUGAAAUACACAAAAUAGGAGAAGUCUCGCAACAGAUGAAAAAAGGUUUGAUUAAAUUAAUAUAUAAGAAGAAAGGAGACAAGACGGACUUAAAAAAUUAUAGGCCAAUAAGCAUGCUAAAUACAGAUUAUAAAAUACUAGCAAAGAUACUAGCAAAUAGACUAAAAACGGUACUGCCUAGUAUAAUAGAAACCAAUCAAGCAUAUGGCGUAUUAAAUAGAGACAUUUCAGAUACAAUUAGUAACAUAAGGGACACAAUAUGGUAUAUGAAAACACAAAAAACCAAAGGGUAUCUAAUAAGCAUAGACUUUGAGAAAGCAUUUGAUAGAGUAAACCACAAUUAUUUAUUUGAAACAUUAAAACGGUUUGGGUUUGGGAAUGAUUUUACAAAAUGGUUAAAAUGUCUUUACAUGAAUUCAUAUAGCUGUAUAAAAGUGAACGGGUACCUAACGGAUUUUAUUCAGUUAUCAAGAUCCAUACGGCAAGGAUGUCCACUCUCAGCAUUAUUAUACUCACUGGUCGCUGAACCGUUAGGUCUAGCAAUAAAAGCAAGUAGUGGAAUAAGAGGAAUAAAUAUAGAAAAUAACAAAAAUCAGGAAAAAAUAUUUCAAUAUGCUGACGACACCACCCUCAUACUGAAAGACACAGAAAGCGUAAACAGGGCGAUACAUGUGUUAAAUCAAUAUUGUAAAGGAUCGGGAGCUUUUGUGAACAAAGAAAAAACGCAAUACAUGAGGAUAAGCGAUGCAGAAAUACUACCAGUAAAUAUAGCUUUUACAGAGGUGAAGGAAAAAAUAAAAAUUCUAGGAAUAAACAUAGGAGAAGAUGAAAAUAAAAUAACGGAUAUUAUAUGGGAAGAAACUUUAGAUAAAAUGCAAAGAAAACUAAACAUGUGGAAAAGAAGGAACUUGUAUAUAAAAGGUAAAGUUUUAGUUUUAAAUGCACUAUUUUUAUCCAAAAUGUGGUAUGCGGCGGGGGUCGUCAACAUCCCGAUGUGGGUUUUAAAAAGAGUUAAAAGCUCAGUUUUAAAUUUUUUAUGGGACGGAAAACCGGCUAAAAUAGCUUACGACACUAUAAUUGGGAAAAAAGAAGGAGGAGGGUUGGGACUUUUAGAUUUAUUUAUUAGAAAACAGAGCCUAAGAGUUAAAAUAAUUAAAAAAUUUUUGAACGAAGAAGAACAAAUAUGGAAAUGGGUUUUUAAUUUUUAUAUAAAUAAAUGUGCUGGAGGGGAAAUGAAUGAGAAUAUUUUAUGCAUGGAAUUGAAAGAAAACAUGUUUCAAAACGUUCCAGAGUUUUACAAAGAGGUUUUUAGAGCGUGGGGGGAUUUUAUGGAGAAUAUAAUAUACAAAAUAAAAGGGAGAAAAAAUCUUUUAGAGCAACCCAUUUUUUUAAACAAGCAGAUCUGUUUUAAAGAAAAGACACCGUAUUUUAAACAUUGGUACGAAGCAGAAAUAAAACAAAUUAAAGACGUCUUGUACGAAUAUAGACCAGGAUUUCUCCCAACACAGGCAAUAAUUGACUUCUUGGAAGGAAAAGAUAAAACAAUAAACACAGAUAUCAUCGAAAAACAAUAUGAAACGCUAAAACAAGCAAUACCCAAAGAAUGGUUACAAAGAAUAGAAAACAAAGAAGGAAAUGAAAGGAUGAAAAUCGAAGUAAAAGUAGGCAAUCAAAAAAACGAUCUAAACAGCUGCUCCUUGAGAACGUUUAAUGACAUAUUUGUCAAUAAAGCGUGGGUAAAACCCAAAGCAAAUGCGCAUUGGAGAAAAAUAUACCCAGAACUAGAGGAAAACGAGAUAUGGAAAACAUAUAAAGGUCCCAAACUUUUAAUACUAGAAAAUUUUAACUUUUAUCUUAAACACAAUUGUAUAUAUGACAGAGAAAAAUUACACAAAAUCGGAUUGGAAGACAACCCAAACUGUACACUAUGCAAAGAGAAUAAAACAGAAGAUUUUAGACACAUGUUUUUAGAAUGUAAAGAAAUAAAAUGUUUUAUGGAUAAACUAAAGGGAAUGAUAAGCGAAUUGACAGAAGAAAAAAUAGACAAUAGGCAGUGGGAAAUGAGCUUUUUAUUCGGAUACCAUCAAAAAUGCAAAAAUACAACAAUUUUAAAUACAAUUUUAAUAAUAGCAAAAUACACAAUAUACACGAGAAGAAACAUAGAAAAAUAUAAUAACAUCCACAUAAAAUUGUGUGUACUUUUUGAAAAAAAAUUUGAAUAUUUUUUUAAUUUAUUUUUUGAACAUUUUAAAAGGAUAAACGAAAUAGAAACUUUUGAAAACCUCUUUGUAACACAAAGCUCUUUUAUGGAACCAACCUGGAACGGACUGAGAAUCAAGCUAUCGAAAUGUGCAUGUUUUUAAAAAUGUGUUUUAGAUCACUUUAAUAAAAAUGUACCUGAAAUUUUUAAAAAUGUAUAUUAUGUAACGUGUUUUGUUUUAAAAACUGUCUGUAAACAAUGAUAUUUUGUAAAAAAAGUUAAUAAAAAAGAGAA
Molecule: messenger RNA, 5288 nt
Organism: Trichomycterus rosablanca
Lineage: Eukaryota; Metazoa; Chordata; Actinopteri; Siluriformes; Trichomycteridae
Exons: 2
Coding region: 66-1280 (404 amino acids)
Molecular function (GO): zinc ion binding; nucleic acid binding
Source: RefSeq, a predicted model, not a curated record